Molecule: messenger RNA, 2325 nt
Organism: Calypte anna (Anna's hummingbird)
Lineage: Eukaryota; Metazoa; Chordata; Aves; Apodiformes; Trochilidae
Gene: KCNJ15
Product: potassium inwardly rectifying channel subfamily J member 15
Exons: 2
Coding region: 299-1429 (376 amino acids)
Biological process (GO): regulation of monoatomic ion transmembrane transport; potassium ion import across plasma membrane
Cellular component (GO): plasma membrane
Molecular function (GO): inward rectifier potassium channel activity
Source: RefSeq, a predicted model, not a curated record
CUCCCUCCUUCUCCUCCCUCUCUCUCUCUCCAGUUUCUUUAUUCAGGUAAUUCCAAGUCAGACUCAUUCCAACUUGUUUUUGACUGACAGUGAGUGAAGGGAGACUGAGGGCUGUGUUUAGGUUGUGGGUUUGGGUUUUUUUGUUGUAGUUUUGUUUUGUUUUUUUUUAAAUCAUGCACAAAUGCUCUAUUGAAAAUACAACCAACCUUUUAUAAAAAAAGACUGCUUGACUUGUCAUGACGAUAACAUCUAGUAAGGAAUCUGAACAUUGCUCUUUUACAGGACUGAAGCAGUAAGAAUGGAAACCACAAAGGUUAAUAUGUCCCGUGUCCCGCUGGUUAAUGGAGGCAUCAACACUGCCAUGCUGAAGGCACAAAAGCCCCGUGUGAUGUCCAAAAGCGGUCACAGCAACGUGCGGAUAGACAAAGUUGAUGGCAUUUACCUGCUCUAUCUUCAAGACUUGUGGACUACUGUCAUAGACAUGAAGUGGAGGUACAAACUCACCUUAUUUGCUGCUACUUUUGUUAUGACCUGGUUCCUCUUUGGAGUUAUUUACUAUGCCAUUGCAUUUCUUCAUGGUGACUUAGAAAUAAACAAGUUUACCCCCAAGCGCGAGCCAUGCGUCAAGAAUGUAGACUCCCUGACUGGGGCUUUCCUCUUCUCCCUGGAGUCACAGACAACCAUUGGCUAUGGAUUCCGUUUCAUUACAGAGGAGUGUCCUCAUGCCAUUUUCUUACUUGUGGCCCAACUGGUCAUCACCACCUUGAUUGAAAUCUUCAUCACAGGUACCUUUCUGGCCAAAAUUGCAAGACCUAAAAAAAGGGCGGAGACUAUUAAAUUCAGCCACUGUGCUGUCAUUACUAAACACAAUGGAGAACUUUGUCUGGUGAUCAGAGUGGCAAAUAUGAGGAAGAGCCUCCUGAUACAGUGUCAGCUGUCUGGGAAGCUUCUUCAGACAUAUGAGACCAAAGAAGGGGAGCAGAUCCUGCUGAAUCAAGCCAGCGUCAAGUUCAAUGUUGACUCCUCUUCAGAAAGUCCAUUUCUCAUUUUGCCUUUAACCUUCUACCAUAUUUUGGAUGAAAACAGCCCUUUGAGAGAUCUCACACCUCAAAAUCUCAAAGAGAAGGACUUUGAGCUUGUAGUGCUCCUGAACGCCACAGUGGAGUCCACCAGUGCUGUCUGCCAAAGCAGGACUUCCUAUAUCCCUGAGGAGAUCCACUGGGGCUAUGAAUUCAUGCCUGUGGUUUCUCUCUCUCCAAGUGGAAAGUACGUUGCAGAUUUCAGUCAGUUUGAGAAAAUCAGGAGAAGCACAGAUUCUACUUUUUAUAGCGUGGACUCUGAAAAACAGAAACUGGAGGAGAAAUACAGGCAGGAAGAUCAAAGAGAGAGGGAACUGAGAACAAUGUUGUUACAGCAGAGCAAUGUUUGAUUGAAUGGACAAGCAAUUCUUCUGGCAAACUGAAAAAAGUACCGUGCUGCAUUUCAGCUAUGAAACCAGCAGUGAAGUCCUGUUCAUCAGAUAGCACUGGUGCAUAGUAAACCUAUCCCUUUCUUUGGCUAAGUUGUUAAGUAUUUUGUAAUUAGGCAGGUUUUCUUGGUUCAUGAUCAUGACUUAGCAAAGUUGUAUUUGUAUUAAGUCUCUGCCUAAUACCACUAUGAAAAGCAGACACAGCUCUUUCCGUUUGAAAAGUGAAACUGGAGGCACUGUUCUGAUUCCUUCACAUAUUUAUUUGACGUGGUUUUUACUGUGAGCAUGCAUUUGCAGAGACAGCACACAGUACAGCUAGAAGAAAAUAUGCUCCUUUUAAAUAUGUGUAUUUAAAAUAUACAUCCUUGUACCAAGUAUUACAUUUGCAGGGAUUCUUUGCACUGGAAGGAAGCUGACUCGAGAAAUGAUAUGGUUGGAUGUGGGAAGAGCCUGCAGGGAGGUGACAAGCUCCUUAAAUAUUGAGGAAGGGUGACAGAGCAGUUGUGCUGGGUGGUGAGGUAGGGAGUUCACACUCUGUCUUUGCCAUUCAGAGUUUGUUUUGUGAUUCUUUUGUCAUUGCUCACUUGUUUAACUUUGUUAAUGCCUGACAUAUAUAAAAGCAAGAAGGGGAGAUGAGGGAAAGAUACACAGAAUCAUAAUGGUAAUCAACUAAGAUUAAAACUGGCUUUGAAACACCUGUUUUUUAUCCAAUGUAAAUAGCUUGUAAUAGCAGCAUAACAAUACGUUUCUACAGAAAGCUUGCUUUGCUAUGGACCUUAUUUAAUUCUGGUUAAAAGAAAGCUGUAAUGUCUUUAGACAAUAUUUACUUUUUCUGGCAACCAUAAAGGACAGCCAUU